AGCGCAAUAAUAAGAUGGCGUCGAUACUCAACCUUUUUUAUUUUUAACAACUUUGCUUGUUGAAAAUGUCGGAUGUACACGGCCGCCCUUUUGUAGCUGUCUAGAUUUGUUGCAGAAAUUUGAAGUUCUGGAUUAUCGUUGAGUGUAUUUCGCAUAUUCUUGAGUCUGGAAAUUCCCUUCAACACAAUGACGGCUGCGCCUGCUGCAGGAAGUGCAGCAACCUUGACGUUGCGUGAAAUCGCAUCCGAGGAAAAGUACCACAGCAAGUUGUCAAAAAUGAAAAUCAUCACAAACGACAGCAGCGAGUACAAGUUUUUCGCUUUGGUCGAUGACACGAGCUACAUCAUGUGGGCCUGCGCGUCGUCCGCGGACUGCCGCUGCAUGGUGGCCACGGACUUUGACGGUGUCCUUGUCAACACCAUCAACUGUCACGCGGCCUUUUGUCCUGCCUCCGUGACCCAACGGAAGAAACGCAAGGAGGAACCAGCAGCCACCAUCAAAGAGUUCAACGGCGUCAAAUUGCGAGAGGUUUUGGUGCCUUUCAAGAGUCUCGACCGCGAGGAAAUCGCCACUGGGGUGUUGAAACCCACGUCAAAGUACCGCCUCAUGCUUCCAAUCAACAACAAGCUCACCCUUCCAGACUCAAUUCCCAAAGCUUAUUCGAAGAAGUCGAUCCAGAAAGCAACUUCCAAAAAAAGCUCCAAUCCAACUCUCAGUCAGCACUGCCGAAUGUGUGGUGAAGUCUCCGAAAAAAUGACCCUGAUCCUUGGUUUUGACGGUACUCAUCGGGACCUGAAAUUCAAACUCGAAUGGCUUCUCUCAAAAAAUAUUGCUGAUGAUGACAAGCUACCUAUGAAGUUGUGUGCGUCAUGCAUUGUUAACCUGAAUCUCGCCUAUGACACCUUCAUUAUGGCAAUGCGGACGCAGGAAAGACUCCGUGAAAUGGCUGAUAAGCAAGGAAUCAAAUUUCAAGUUAAAAAAGAGGAUCCGCACAAAAAGAUCUUCAACAUGCUUUACAAGGAGGAGAGAGAAAAGGUGCCCCUCGGAUCCACUUGCUGGCUUUGCAAGGAGGACAACAUCGUCGACCUGCGGAAGCACAACGUAGUUUUCCACAGCGAGUUCCUCUGCCGCAUCUGCAACGACGCCUUUGCCAACAAAGAUGACCUGGCGGAACACAUGGAGGCCAGACAUCUCAGGUCAUGCGAGUAUUGCUCAUGCUCAUUUGAGACGCAGAAGGGCUACGAGUUGCAUUUAAGGUCACACGAAAUUUGCAAGACACCCGGCAUGAAGUUUGUGCCGUGCCAGUUCUGCAAAGAGACUUUCCACAAUAAGAAGGAGCUUCAAGAGCACCUCUGCACUGUGCAUCUACAGGAAAUAGUUGAAAAGCAGGGUCCGAAGUACAUGUCCAUAAGCAAGCUAACAACGGUUAAAGAGAAGGAAGAACUGGAAAAAGAGUGUGAACAAGCCGGACUUAAAAUUAGGCAAACAAACAACUACGACCUGGUUUGUCGGAUCUGCGAAGAGAAGUCUCAGAGUCUGCUGCACUUAGUGAAGCACCACCGCGAGAAGCACAACAAGUACUUUUGUGACAAGUGCAAAGAGUCUUUCGACGAGAGAUCGGCGCUCGAAGAACACAUUCCGAUGCUGCACGACCAGUACGCAGUGGCCUGCAACGAGUGUGACGAAGUUUUCCGCAGCGUUAUCACCCUGGAGAAUCACACAAAGGCCUUCCACUUGAACCAAAGCACCUUCACGUGUCCUGUCUGCAACAGGCUGUUCUUCUCUACGAGCAAACUCAAAGCGCACAUGCAUCUUCAUCUGGCCUCAAAUGACCACCAGUGCGCGUCGUGCGGCAAACUUUUCUCCAACAAGGCGUCGUAUCUGAACCACCUGCGACUGCACGACGAGAGCCGCGAGCUGCUCCACUGUGCGCACUGCACCAAGACCUUCCAGAGCAAAAAGUACCUGAUCGUGCACAUCAAGUCGCACCACCUGUCAACGUGGUACUACAAAUGCCUCGAGUGUGGCAAGGAGCACAGCACCCUGGACGACAUCACGGUGCACUGCAACGAGUCUCAUCCGAACGCUGAAAUCAAGGUGCAGCGCCUUUCGCACGCCGUUUGCAACUUCUGCAACAGAGAGUUUGGCAGUGAGGUGGUGCGAGAUCGUCAUGUUUACAACAACCACAGGGUGAACAAAGGCAAAACUAAGAAGUUGAAGAACGAAGAUGGGGUGCCCAAAAUUAAAAAGACGAGGGCUAAACGUCGCCACAUUUGCCGUGAGUGCGACAUGGUUUUCCCUACCAAUGCUGACCUGGCCCUGCACAAGGAGAGUGUGCACAACUUGCAAAAGUUCUCUUGCGACAUCUGCCCAAACAGACACUACACCUACGAAGGACUUCUUCGACAACAUGAGGUCAAGGUCCACCACAUCAUACGCGAGUUCCAAUGCCCAUCGUGUGACGCAAUGUUCAACACAAGCCGUAAGUUGGCGCAACAUAAAGCUGUAGUUCACACCAAGCUUACAGCCAGUGAUUUGGUGUGUCAUUACUGUGACAAGCAGUUCACUACUAAACUGACUCUUCAAAAACAUAUGGGCACUCACACGGAAGACGUAGACCCGUCCAUCCAAUAUGUGACGGUCUCGCAUCAAGAGGGUGGUAGUGAAACGACAAUUCGCAUUGCACUAGAAGGACUCGAUGCUCUGUGAUUUUGUGAUUGUUAAGCAUUUAUUUGAUUAAAUUAAAUUGCUUGGUUUGAUUUUGCAAAGAUAAUGUUUUCGAGAGCGUGAAACAUACACUUUUUUUGCUCCAGCUCUAUGUAUCUGCAAAUUGUCUAAAUUGUUUUUGAAAUAUUAAAAAAAAAAAUUGAUGUUUGACAUCAUGUAAAAAAUCUUUUUUUGUCAAUAAUUUAUAAUUAAAGAUUAACCUUUUACAAAUAAAGCUUGU
Molecule: messenger RNA, 2947 nt
Organism: Neocloeon triangulifer
Lineage: Eukaryota; Metazoa; Arthropoda; Insecta; Ephemeroptera; Baetidae
Product: zinc finger protein 888-like
Exons: 11
Coding region: 187-2709 (840 amino acids)
Biological process (GO): regulation of transcription by RNA polymerase II
Cellular component (GO): nucleus; chromosome
Molecular function (GO): zinc ion binding; chromatin insulator sequence binding
Source: RefSeq, a predicted model, not a curated record